AAUCGUUCUCUGUUAUUAAUUCUCUACUUCAAGUACCAACUCCAAAAACAUUCCCUGUUCAUCAUUUACAAGCUAACCCACUUUCUCUUUCUUCUACUCCUAUAAUUCCAUAGACUCAGCAACUGUCUUAAUACCCACAAUCAAGAAAUGGACUCGGACUUGGGAGAUCCACCAAAGGAAUAUAGAGAAGGCUAUGCAUUAAGUGGCAAGAUAAUGCUAAGUGCUGUUGUUAUUCUUUUCCUUGUUAUCAUUUUAAUGGUUUGUCUGCACCUUUACGCUCGCUGGUACCUCAUCCGCGCACGGCGGCGCCAUAUCCGCCAUGCCCGCAACCGCCGUAACCAUCUUGUAUUCUACGUCGACUCUGCCCACAACCCUACCAUUGUCACAACUGAAGUCACACGUGGCCUUGAAGAGACCGUCUUAAAAUCGCUUCCUGUUUUUGUGUAUUCAGAAAAAACCCACCAAGAUUCGAUGGAGUGUGCGGUUUGUUUAUCCGAUUUUCAAGAGAACGAGACGGGUCGGACCUUGCCUAAAUGUAAUCAUAGUUUCCACAUCGAGUGUAUUGAUAUGUGGUUUCAUUCUCACUCCACGUGUCCUCUCUGUCGCUCUCCGGUUGAGCCGGUGACGGAAAACCCGGUUCAAGAGGGUUCAGGUUACGGGAUUUCUGUACCGGGUUCGAGUUCCAGUACGGGUUCCACGCGUCAGCAUGAGGAGGAUAGUGUGGGUUCGGCUUCUACGUCGUCAUUUAAUGACAGAAGGAAACGCGUGGAGCUUUUCGGGGUGACCAUCGAAGUGCCUAGAAGAAAUGGGAAUUUUGAGGAUGAGUCAAACACUGAGUCACCAUCAGCGAGUCACGCGUUUAGAUCGCCAAUGAGUCGGAUGCUGUCGUUUAAGAGGAUGCUAAGUAGGGAAAGAAGAGGCACUGCGUCUCCUAACGUGGCUAGCUCUGUGAGUUGCGGUGGUGAGUCGGGGACGACUGAGAUGGAUAUUGAACGAGGGCAGGAUGAGUCGAUGCCUCAGCAAACUCGGUGCUAAAAUCAGCGGUGGAUGAUUAAAAAGCUACGUGGCGGUUGUCUCAUGCAGAAAACAGGCGGCGAUUUUCAGUCGCUUAAGUGGGGCAGCGUGUGGGCACUCGUUGGACGCCGCCUUGGGCUCAAACGUUUAGCUUUGACUUGUGUAUAAUGAAAUGAAUAUCUUCUUAUUAUUUUUUCUCCUCCUUGAUAAUGUCUACUAUGAUUUUCAUUUACAGAGAUUUAGAUAAUGGUCGUUUUGUA
Populus euphratica (Euphrates poplar) is the source of this 1274-nucleotide messenger RNA. Its product is annotated as RING-H2 finger protein ATL2-like. Gene Ontology annotation, biological process: protein ubiquitination. The transcript has a single exon. The record is from RefSeq and is a predicted model, not a curated record. Gene Ontology annotation, molecular function: transferase activity. Bases 148 to 1035 code for a protein of 295 amino acids. NCBI's taxonomy places the organism in Eukaryota, Viridiplantae, Streptophyta, Magnoliopsida, Malpighiales, Salicaceae.